ACAGACAUACAUUGCCCCACCUAGAGGAGUGGAGUCCUGUAGUAACUGCCUUCCUUUAUUACAAUAUAGCUGGUUGCUGGAGUCCAGUGUCGCCAUAUUCUCAUCCCGAAGCUCUAAGAGGUCCUGAGGAGAGAGCCUUUGCGUCCAGCUGAACAUGUCUGGCCCGGUCACCAGUCGAUCUCGGGUUUACCCUGACGUGAACACCCAGAGACCUCGGGAGUACUGGGAUUACGAGUCGCACGUCGUCGAGUGGGGAAAUCAAGAUGACUAUCAGCUGGUGCGAAAGCUGGGCCGGGGGAAAUACAGCGAAGUGUUUGAAGCCAUCAACAUCACAAACAACGAAAAAGUAGUCGUCAAAAUACUCAAGCCAGUGAAGAAGAAGAAAAUCAAGCGAGAAAUCAAGAUUCUAGAAAACCUGCGCGGCGGUCCCAACAUCAUCACACUUCUAGACAUCGUCAAGGAUCCCGUGUCUCGCACUCCAGCCCUGGUUUUUGAACACGUUAACAACACAGACUUUAAGCAAUUGUAUCAGACGCUAUCAGACUACGACAUACGGUUCUACAUGUACGAGAUCUUAAAGGCCCUGGACUACUGCCACAGUAUGGGAAUCAUGCACAGAGACGUCAAGCCACAUAACGUCAUGAUUGACCACGAACACAGAAAGCUUCGCCUUAUAGACUGGGGUUUGGCAGAGUUCUACCACCCAGCUCAAGAGUACAAUGUACGAGUGGCGUCUCGGUACUUUAAAGGUCCAGAGCUGCUGGUUGACUACCAGAUGUACGACUACAGUUUGGACAUGUGGAGCUUAGGGUGCAUGUUGGCCAGUAUGAUCUUCAGGAAGGAGCCCUUCUUCCAUGGCCAUGACAACUACGACCAGCUAGUACGGAUCGCUAAAGUCCUGGGCACAGAAGACCUAUAUGACUACAUCGACAAAUACAACAUCGAGCUGGAUCCACGGUUCAAUGACAUUCUGGGCAGGCAUUCCCGUAAGCGGUGGGAGAGGUUUGUGCACAGUGAGAACCAGCACCUGGUCAGCACCGAGGCGCUGGACUUCCUGGACAAGCUGCUACGCUACGACCACCACGCCCGCCUCACAGCCCGGGAAGCCAUGGACCACCCCUACUUCUACCCUAUAGUCAAAGACCAGGCCAGGAUGGGCUCCACGUCAGGGCUGUCUACUGGCUCCACCCCGGUCAGCUCUUCCAGUAUGAUGACAGGCAUAACCUCCAUGUCCUCGUCACAGCCCCUGGCUAAUGUGGCUGGAUCUCCGGUGAUCUCGUCCCCCAGUGCUCUGGCCACUCAGGUCCCAGCCGCCGCCGGGGGCCAGCCCUGAACAAUGCUCUCUGCCUGGGGCACAGGGAUGGACCCGCAGCCCCUGUCUGGCCGGGCCUACCCAGCCUCCACCGGGCCCAGGCCGGGCAACAACCAUUUUUAUGUUGAGUAUAAUAACAAAGAGAGAGAGAGGAAAAAAAAAAGAUAUUAGGUUCCCCUUUUCUUUUUCCGCACAAUAAUUAUAUAUUGAGACCCGGGCGCACAACGAGAGAAAACUAUUACUUGAGCCUGAGUCCGGAUAAAAACUGUAGCUGCGUUCUUUCAUGAUGACGGUGUCUAGAAAUGCAACUACAAUGUAGAAAUUAAGCAAAAUGGAUAAUAAAAUUUAUUUUAUAUGUCCCUAA
Messenger RNA from Esox lucius (northern pike), 1676 nucleotides. Its product is annotated as STKc_CK2_alpha domain-containing protein. The record is from RefSeq and is a predicted model, not a curated record. Gene Ontology annotation, molecular function: protein serine/threonine kinase activity; ATP binding. Gene Ontology annotation, cellular component: protein kinase CK2 complex; nucleus; cytosol. Lineage: Eukaryota; Metazoa; Chordata; Actinopteri; Esociformes; Esocidae. Bases 155 to 1333 code for a protein of 392 amino acids. The transcript has 13 exons. Gene Ontology annotation, biological process: protein phosphorylation.